Messenger RNA from Stylophora pistillata, 1693 nucleotides. RefSeq lists its product as uncharacterized. NCBI's taxonomy places the organism in Eukaryota, Metazoa, Cnidaria, Anthozoa, Scleractinia, Pocilloporidae. The record is from RefSeq and is a predicted model, not a curated record.
CCUAUUGGCGGCGUAAUCUUUCUGUCAACAAUCGAAACCGACAACACAGUUAUGGUGGGCUUGCUUGCCGGCAGAAACACUCUAGGAACAAAAGAACUGUGCUAAGCCGUGCUGAUAUUAAGGAAUCUGAAGGAAAGACAACACCCUGUAUCUGGUCUAGCUGCCACAAUAUCCAAAAUGAUUUCGUUGCCAGUAUACGGUAAGAAUAUGGAAACUAAUGGAUGCUACAAUUUGCGAAAGCGGCGAGUGUUGGUAACGGGUGGCGCAGGCUACCUUGGAUCAACAAUGGUACCCAUCCUGCUCCAACGUGGUCAUCACGUGGUUGUCUAUGAUAAGUUCAUGUGGGGAGCUUUUCCCCUUUUGCCUCAUGCAGCGAACCCAAAUUUGGAGAUUGUCAGAGGGGACAUUCUGGACAGGAACCUCUUGGCGAGACACAUGGAAGACUGUGACGUUAUAAUCCAUCUCGCCGCCAUUGUUGGAUACCCUGCUUGUGAAAAAUUUCACGAUGAGGCCAUCCAGGUGAACGUAGAGGGUACAAGGAACAUUGUAGAAAAUCUAGCAGAAGAUCAGCAUUUAAUCUAUGCCUCCACUGGGUCAUGCUACGGAGCUGUCCAGAAUGGCGUUUGUGACGAAGAAACACUGAUUUCCCCCCUAACUCUGUACGGAAGAACAAAAGCUGAAGGAGAGAAAUUGGUGUUGGACGCCGGAGGAGUUGCGCUUCGCUUGGCCACUGUGUUCGGUGUGUCCCCCCGCUUACGGCUCGACCUUCUCGUGAACGAUCUUACUGACAAGGCUCUAAGGCUCCAGCACUUCGAUCUGUAUCAGGGGGGCUUUCGCCGCACUUUCCUUCACGUGAAAGAUGCUGCCAGAGCAUUUGUGUUUGCGGCGGAAAACUAUAAGGAAAUGGCAGGGCAGGCUUUCAACGUUGGAGACGAGAACAUGAACUUGUCAAAGUCUGACGUGGCCUGCAUCAUCCAAGAGUGUGUACCAGGCUGCCUCAUCACGCAAUCUAACAGUGGAGAGGACAAGGAUAAAAGAGAUUAUGAAGUGUCUUACAAGAAGGUCCGAUCUCUAGGUUACCCCGCUACGAUAUCAGUGGAAGAAGGUGUCAAGGAACUCGUGAAAUUCUUACCAUGUCUUAGUGAAGAAGAAAUCGAAAAAGCGAGGAAUAUAUAAUGAUAAAAUCAAAUGCUGAAAAUAACCCCAUCAAACUCCCUAGAUGUGAUUUGUAACUCUCAUGUCAGUAAUUAGUCUAUUCCUUGUAAGUUAGUCUUAGGAACUGGGUAUAUUAUCUCUGGGUGCUUACUGGUAGCAUGUAACAAACGCGAUUAGAGUUUUCUCUUAACAGGAAUUAAGGAUUUUUUCAAACAAGGUCUUGAUUUUUUAAACGUAUUUAUUUCACUCUAAGAAAAAAUAUUUACAAAACGAGAUAGGUUACUGAAUUUACGGUGAGCUUUUCACGAUGAGGAGGUUGCUUUGAGCAGUUUAAUUGCCCUGUAACUUAAUUUGUUUAUAAGCCUAGUGACUUUGUUUUAGCACUCUCUUGACUGUUGGUACUGAGUACAAGCACGCUUGCAUGAUAUUCUACAGGAGAACAGUCUGCGCGGGUCAUUUCAUAGUGAAUAUAUAUAUAUCUUAUUAACCAAGCGCGAGGGCCGUACUGGGAGAAUAUCGGCCCGAGGUCUUGACAGUA